Molecule: messenger RNA, 1665 nt
Organism: Clonostachys byssicola
Lineage: Eukaryota; Fungi; Ascomycota; Sordariomycetes; Hypocreales; Bionectriaceae
Source: the annotation of a GenBank genome assembly
AUGUCUCUCGAGAGCCUCCCACCAGAACUACAAUCCAAAAUCUAUAGUUACAUGGUGACAUCAUUUGGGCCCUCGUCAAUCCAUGCGUUGCUCAGAAUAUCCAAACAACUGCACGCCGUGGCUCUUCCGUUAUCUGUGCAAAUCUUCCGAAAUACGGCACCUUUGAAAAUAGGCAAAGGACCUUGCUCGGUAGCCCGCAAUGCCCAGUUCUUGCGUUACAUCCUCGUCUCCAGACCAGAGCUAGCAAAUAAAGUCGAUACUGUCAUUUUAGGUGGCUUUGCGGCUAGAAGUAGUGAAUCAAAUCCACAUGCCAGCAGCCCAGAAGAACUGGAGACCUAUGAGCAGCUCAUCAUCGAUAGUUUAGGUCCAACACUUUCAAAGGUCGAUGUGGAACGCCGCGAUAAAUGGAUAUUUCAUCUGAAAAGGGGCUAUUCUGAUGCACAGAUCUCGCUGAUUCUGCUUGCUUGCCCGAAUAUCAAGAGACUCUAUUUUGAAGACUUCCAAGAGCCAUCGAAUGAGGAGGUUUUCGAAAAGCCACCUUCUUUCAUGUUUUUGCUUGAGAUGGCUCAGAUCCUGUCAGCAUCAGGCGGAUCUGAAUCCAAGGCCCUUCCACUAGGGAACGUCAAGCAUGUUCAUGUGCAAUCUCAAUAUGGGAACACUUGCGGCUGGGAACAGGCCAUCCGCCUCUUGGCACUACCCAAGUUACAGACUUACGAAUCCCUCAACGCCACCUACCAAGGCAAAGUUCCAGGAGACUCGUUCGUCAUGGCUCAACUGCCCAAGUCCUCUGUGCGGUCUGUCGCUUUUCACCAGUCACACGCGCCUGCAUCAGAAGUCAAGUUUGUAUUGGACGCUUGUGAUAACCUGACGAGCUUCGAGUACAUCAGUGCAAUGUGGAUGCCGAUUGAUGGGAGUCUUCCCCGGGACAUUAUGAGGGCUGUUCUGCCUCAUGCCGAAACUCUCACGCGUCUGUAUCUCGACUUCCAGGACGACUGUGAAAGGGAAGAUUGGAGAGAAAACCCACACGGGUUGUACUUGGGUCGCGAACUUGCCCAGAUGACAGCACUGAGGUACCUGAAUAUAGGGAUGCAGGCUCUCAUCGGGAUGUUCGACCCUAUAGCAAUAAAGCGACAAGACUUGCCACUGCAGAUUGAAGGCGCCCCUAGGAUCGUCGAAUGCCUUCCUGAAAAACUACAGGAACUGAGAAUACGCGAAUGCGGCAAGGCAAUUGUCGGCCAAGCAGCAGAGUUGCUUGAUACGAUUGAGAAAGGGCAACGCUUCCAAAAUCUGCAGUGCAUCGUGUUAAUGUUCAAGCAUGAGAACAUUGAGAUUGAAGACAUCCAGCAAGGUUUUCCUGAGCUCACAAUUGAAAGCACUCGAUACAGUCUUGCCGUAAGCUUUCAAAACCGUAAGAUGCGCUGGCUUGACUCUGGUAGAGGCAAGACUUUUGAGGGAAUUCGCGCCAUCCCGAGUCUCUGCUCUCGUAUAUUUGCCGACGAUCUUCGGAGAGACUGGAUUGAUUUUCGUGGACUGUCAGCGGUACAUACCAGUGUGUAUGGCAGAUCAGAUUCCACAUGUUUUCACGCUCAUAGAGUAGAUCCGGGUUUGAGAAUACAGAGGCUGCUGCUUCAAAAGCCACCACAUGAGUUUGGACUUGACGAUUAA